This is a messenger RNA of Sphaeroforma arctica JP610, 858 nucleotides long. RefSeq lists its product as hypothetical. The transcript has a single exon. The record is from RefSeq and is a predicted model, not a curated record. Bases 156 to 383 code for a protein of 75 amino acids. Lineage: Eukaryota; Ichthyosporea; Ichthyophonida.
GUUUGAACUUUUGAAGUGGUCAACCUGGGUGAGGCUCCUGGACUCUUGUGUGGCAGUAUGGCUGUGAUUCCUCGAGUGGGCAGCUUGAAUGUUUGAACACAAUUUAUUGUACUGUUAUACCGAAUACUCUAUUACCAGUGAAUUGCCGUAUAAAAAUGAACUCUCGAACUGUAGGGGGGUCUAUAGGACAUAUCCACGAGGACAUUAGCGGUCCCAUUCUACAGCUUUAUCUCGCCUACAGAUGGAAAAUGCUUCCUAACUGUACUGGUCGAUAUACAUGUUUGGAUCACAAGUCAGUUAGUGUUCUGACACCGACAGAACUCGUUAAGGACAUGGAUAGGUGUGUUCCUAUGACAACGACGAGAGCCUUGUUUAUGAGAUAGGGUGUCUCAGUACUUGCACGCCUAGGAAUUGGUAGGCAUGUGUCUACGAUAGGCAUAUUGUGGUUUGAGAUAUGGAGACUAUAUGUGCUCGUAUAUCUAGGAAUUAAUAUCUGGGACGAUGAAUGUGAUGACAUACUAUCGCGUGAUGCACAAUUUAGUUAUCGACCAGUACUAUUCUCCCAGUAGCGUGAUAUAUUAUCUACUUAUUCACAAGCCUUUUUAAAUUGGCAGGUGUGAAAGAACGCAUCAACACUUAAUCUACGCAUAUUUAUUGAAUGCACUCAUCUUUGCAGAGCACUCCCAUCACAUUCCAUGUGAUCGAGUGCAUAGCUCAGCGCUGGAUGGAUUGCAGUAUUGAAAUACAAUCAGAUUUGAUAAGUCAUAGCCUUCUGCUUGUUUAAAGGGCUAUGUAUAAGUUUUUACGCAGACGUACGUUGCUGAGUCGCCAAUCAGAUGCAUUUUGUAGAAUAUGCUG